This is a messenger RNA of Orycteropus afer afer, 1509 nucleotides long. It is a transcript of the gene PRUNE1, whose product is annotated as prune exopolyphosphatase 1. NCBI's taxonomy places the organism in Eukaryota, Metazoa, Chordata, Mammalia, Tubulidentata, Orycteropodidae. Gene Ontology annotation, molecular function: exopolyphosphatase activity. Gene Ontology annotation, cellular component: cytoplasm. The record is from RefSeq and is a predicted model, not a curated record.
UUCCUGCCAGGUCGGGGCCGAAUGUCUGUGUGGCAGGUUCGAGUCCCGCCUCCUGACUCUCGGCUCUUGGCCCAGAGUCUGGGGCGGGGCUCAUUCCCCGGGUAACCUUUCCUCGGCGAGGGGCGGCGGCGCAACUUCGGCUUCACCAUGGAGGACUACCUGCAGGGUUGUCGAGCUGCUCUGCAGGAAUCCCGACCUCUACAUGUUGUAUUGGGAAAUGAAGCCUGUGACCUGGACUCCAUGGUGUCUGCUCUCACUCUAGCUUUUUACCUGGCAAAGACAACUGAGGCCGACGAGGUCUUUGUACCAGUUUUAAAUAUAAAACGUUCUGAGCUACCUCUUCGAGGUGACAACGUCUUAUUUCUUCAGAAAGUUCACAUUCCAGAGUCCAUCUUGAUUUUCCGGGAUGAGAUUGACCUCCAUGCGCUGCACCAGGCUGGCCAGCUCACCCUCAUCCUUGUUGACCAUCAUGUCUUACCGAAAAGCGAUGCAGCCCUAGAGGAGGCAGUAGCAGAGGUGCUAGAUCAUCGGCCCAUCGAGCAGAAACACUGUCCUCCCUGCCAUAUUUCAGUUGAGCUCGUGGGGUCUUGCACUACCCUGGUGACUGAGAGAAUCCUGCAGGGGGCACCAGAGAUCUUGGACAGGCAAACUGCAGCCCUUCUGCAUGGAACCAUCAUCCUGGACUGUGUCAAUAUGGAUCUUAAAAUUGGAAAAGCAACCCUAAAGGACAGCAAAUACGUGGAGAAACUGGAGGCUCUCUUCCCAGAUCUGCCCAGUAGAAAUGACAUCUUUGAUUCCCUACAGAAGGCAAAGUUUGAUGUAUCAGGACUGACCACCGAGCAGAUGCUGAGAAAGGACCAGAAGACCAUCCACAAACAAGGCACCAAAAUGGCCAUUAGUGCAAUAUACAUGGAUUUGGAGGCCUUUCUGCAGAGGCCUGGCCUCAUCACCGAUCUCCAUGCUUUCUGCCAAGCUCACAGCUAUGACGUUCUGGUCGCCAUGACUAUCUUUUUCAACAUGAACAACGAGCCAGUGCGGCAGUUGGCUAUUUUCUGUCCCCACGUGGCACUCCGAAUGACAAUUUGUGGAGUGCUGGAACACUCCCACUCUCCAUGCCUGAAGUUAUCUCCUAUCCCAAGCACCCAUCCUAACCUCCAAGCCUAUCUUCAAGGCAAUACCCAGGUCUCUCGAAAGAAACUUCUGCCUCUGCUUCAGGAAGCCCUGUCAGCGUAUUUGGACUCCAUGAAUAUCCCUGCCGAGCAGCCUGAAAUAGUGGGUGUGUCGAGGGAGCAGGUGGACAAGGAAAUGAACAGGGCAGAUAACUCCCUGGUUUCUGAAAUGAGUCAAGAUGAUGAGGAUCCUCCACUGCCCCCCACACCCAUGAACAGUUUGGUGGAUGAGUGCCCUCUUGACCAGGGGCUGCCUAAGCUCUCAGCUGAAGCCAUCUUUGAGAAAUGCAGCCAAAUCUCACUGUCACGGUCGACCAGUGCCUCCCUGUCAAAGAAGUGA